GUUCUCCCUGGAGUAAAGUUAAAUAAGGAGACUUUGCCGGCACUUUUGUUUCAACUCACAGUCAUGACAACUGAUACACAAUCAAGAGAAGAGAACAUCACAGAGGAUGAGGCAGCGUUGUAUGACAGACAGAUUCGUCUUUGGGGAUUAGACGCACAGAAACGACUGCGAGCUGCAAGUAUACUACUGAUUGGCUUAAGAGGACUGGGUGCAGAGAUUGCCAAGAACAUAGUGUUGGCUGGAGUCAAAUCUCUCACUUUGUUGGAUAGCACAAAGGCAGAUGAAGAUGACACAGCAUCACAGUUUUUGAUUCCUCACUCAGAAAUUGGUCAAAAUAGAGCACAAGCCUCUUUGGAACGCACUCAGCAACUGAAUCCAAUGGUGCGUGUAACUGUGGACACUGAGAGCAUCGAUGAUAAAGACGAUAGCUUCAUUGCUUCUUUUGAUGUAGUCUGUGCUACAGGUUGUGGUGUUUCAACAUUGAUGCGUCUUGAUGCCGUAUGUCGUUCCCAUGGUGUUAAAUUUUAUGCAGGAGAUGUUUUUGGAUAUUAUGGCUUCAUGUUUGCUGAUCUUGGAACACACCAUUAUGCAGAAGACAUAAUAAAACCCAGAGUAGUACCAAAGAUGGAUGCAAAUGAAGAUGGUGAGGAGCCAGUUGCCAAGAAAAUAAAAGGUGAGGAAUUGGAGACUGUCACUGUUAAAAAGGUUAUGGAGUUUCCAAGUCUUGAUGCAGUGCUGAAAAUAAAAUUUGAUUCUGGAAACACAGAAGCGAAGAAAGACGCUGUCUCUCAAAAGGAUCCUCCUCAUAAGAAUUUUUUCUUCUACAAUGGCACAGAUGAUGGUGGAAUAGUCAUAGCUGUUGAGAGCUGAAAGACUGAAUUACACGUAUAAUUAAUAUAUAACACUGAAUUAAGACGUAUAAUUCAUGACAAAGCCAUCUAGCAUUGAAGCUGAAAUAAAAGUACAUCAUGCACUUUGUUAUUCUGCUUUGUUUUGCAACCUGAACCUGUAAUCAGUGCAUAGUUUUAUACUUGUGUGACAUGACUUCCUUUUUUUGCGGAAAAUAAACAAAAUAUUGAAAUAUUUUUAUAAGUGUUUAAAGUUCAUGGCCUUACCUACAGAGAGACUCGAAAGGUUUUAACAAGUUUAUAGUAGUUCAUACUAUAAAGAAAUCUCUGUGAAGAAGCUCACUCCCUCAGAUCUAGUUGUCAUCUUUUCUGCAGAUGCAUCAACUCUAGAGGAGUCAACAGUUGUCAUGUCCAUCAUAAAAUGAAAUAUAAAUAACAUGAAUAUUGGUAGAGCCAUACUUGUGUGAUGCAACACAGAAGUAAAAUGAGCUCCCGGACAGGGUGGAGGAGUAUUUGGGUUUUCAAAAAUUAUAUUCCACGAACGUGAGUGUAAAGCUGUUCACAGAAUGAUUGUUGCUUGACACAUAAACCCCUACAUGUACAGGUGUUCUUCAUUUCCUGUAAUUUGUUCCACAAUUGAAUUCAAUAGAAUGAAGAGCAAAUAUAGUCCUAACUCAUUAUCUCACCACCCAUUAUCUUGUCAAGCCUUUUUCCACACUUUGUGCACGAAGGGAUUUCCCCAUAUUAUCCCUAGUUAUCCUCUUUAUUUCACCACCUGAGUUAGUCAGAUGUUGGUGAGAUAAGUUGGGAUUGUAAAUUUGUUUGAACAAGAAAAAGCCAAUUGACUGAUUUUUAAGAGAUUUAUUUUAUUGUUACUCUGUGGCUAUUUGAAAUAAAUGCAUCAUUUUCAAACAUGA
Messenger RNA from Pomacea canaliculata, 1765 nucleotides. RefSeq names its product SUMO-activating enzyme subunit 1-like. Gene Ontology annotation, biological process: protein sumoylation. Bases 64 to 870 code for a protein of 268 amino acids. Gene Ontology annotation, cellular component: SUMO activating enzyme complex; cytoplasm. The record is from RefSeq and is a predicted model, not a curated record. Gene Ontology annotation, molecular function: SUMO activating enzyme activity. The transcript has 8 exons. NCBI's taxonomy places the organism in Eukaryota, Metazoa, Mollusca, Gastropoda, Architaenioglossa, Ampullariidae.